UCUCUCUUUUGCCUUUGCUUUCUCUCUUUUCCUUUUUCAUUUUUUGUGAUUCCUUCACUUCCCUCUCUCUCUUUCAUUUUCUUUGAAUCAAAAUCUGCAUUUCAUAUUCAAAUUCGGCAAAAGAUUUCUCCAUUUAUCAAUUCCUCUCUUUCUUGGUUUCAAAGUAUAAGCAGUCAGAUAGAUCCAUUUUCUUGCUUGUACAAACACCUUUUGAUUUCUUGAGUUUGUGCAAACCCAUUAAUUAAGAGAAAAGUACUAUCUUUCGAGACCAAAGAUUCAAUCUUUAUUAGUUGCAAUUGACAAUUUGAUCUCUGGGUAGCCUUUAGCUUUCAAGAACUACUCAUUCUUGAACUGUAGUAUAUUAAUUUUUUCUGUUCAACAAAAUCUUCCACAAUCAUGAAAGGUGAAAGAGUAGCAAAAAGAUCAUCAUUUGGAAGCAUUGUAAGGAAAAGACUUUCUGAUAUUACUAAUUCUCAGUCACAAACAAAAUUAGUUAACAUUGAGGAAAAGCAGCCUCCAAUUUCUGAUCCUACAGAAGGCUUGAUUAAUCAGCUGCUCAAGGAAAAGGCGACAUUAAUGAAACUUGUUGAGGAGAAAGAUAAAAUUAUAGCAUUGAGUAAUAAUCAAAUGAGGAGUCUGCGGUUGCAUUAUCAGAAGCUGCAGAUGCAGAACUGGAAUCUUGCUCAAUCAAACAGCCAGAUGUUAGCAGAGAUUAAUUUAGGAAGAGAAAAGUUGAAAUCACUACAACAUGAACUUAUAUGCAAAGAUGCCUUGCUCAAAGCAAAGAAUUUGGAAUUAGAGGGAAAAACAGAUAUCACCAGUCAAAACAAUGGCUCGCAGGAAGCGGAGAAGAAUGCUGUAGGAGAAUGCUUAUAUAAAGCUAGUAAUGGCAGCAAACCUGGCAAUCAUCGCAUCAGAAGGCGUGUAGCAAGAAGCCAAUCUAUGGGCCCUUCUACUACAUCUAGUAGACAAGAUGCAGAAAAAGAGAAGCUUGAAAACAAAAGACGGUGUCUGAGAAGGCAGUCUGCUAGGUUCAAAUCACAGGAAAGAGAGCCUAGUGAGAACUUGUUUGAGAUUGAAGAUGUCACAUUAUCAAUCACUCAGCAACUUGAUAAUCCAGUUGAAGAAGAUGCUCAAACUCUGCCAGAGUCAUCUGUUAUCAAGGAAGAAGAAACAUGUGACUCAAGAACUGAAGCACAAGUACCACAAAGAUCUUCACUAGGAAGACCAGUACGUCGAGCCGCUGGGAAGGUGCAAUCAUACAAAGAAGCUCCUAUCAAUGUCAAAUUGCGCAGGAAGGAUUGAACAUAAAUCUACACUCUAUUCAUAAACAUUAAGUUGGAAGAAUUGUCAUUACAAUGUGUUCCUACAUCUUGUCAUUGUAAGUUCAUUACCGGUUGUUGCUGUUGUUGUUUUUGUUCUUGUUCUUGUUAUGUUGUAAGUUUAACAACUGUUAUUGCUUGUUGACAAGCCUUGGGAUGAGCAAUUGCUUGAUCCAGUCACUUUCAUUUGUAAAUGCUUCAUUUAUAGGGAGCUUGGGCUUGCACAUCAAAGCCCAAAUCUGGAGCUCUGCCCUUCUUUCUUAUGUGAUUGACAGAAGUGUUAACCCUCCUUAGGAAGAUUGCUUUUGUUCCUCAUCUCCUUUUGAGUACUAAUUGUUGAUCCUUUCUUAUUGAAAAUAUUAAAGGACAUUUAAAAUGCCUAA
This is a messenger RNA of Ricinus communis (castor bean), 1705 nucleotides long. Its product is annotated as SHUGOSHIN 1. Lineage: Eukaryota; Viridiplantae; Streptophyta; Magnoliopsida; Malpighiales; Euphorbiaceae. The record is from RefSeq and is a predicted model, not a curated record. The transcript has 9 exons. Gene Ontology annotation, cellular component: chromosome, centromeric region; nucleus. Gene Ontology annotation, biological process: maintenance of meiotic sister chromatid cohesion; meiotic sister chromatid segregation. The coding region runs from base 397 to 1305 and encodes 302 amino acids.